AUGGUAGUGACUCACAGGGACCUAUGGUACAGUGACUCACAGGACCUAUGGUACAGCGACUCACAAGAACCUAUGGUACAGCGACUACCAGACGCACAGGGACCUAUGUUGACUCACAGGGACCUAUGGUGGUACAGCGGCUCACAGGGACCUAUGGUACAGGGACCAUGGACAGCGACUCCAGGGACCUAUGGGCUAACAGCAGACGUCACAGGGACCUAUGGCUACAGGCGGCUCACAGGACUAUGGACAGUGACUCACAGGGACCUACGGGACCUUGGUACAGCGACUCUCACAGGGACCUAUGGUAGUGACUCACAGGGACCUAUGGUACAGUGA
Messenger RNA from Knipowitschia caucasica, 339 nucleotides. Lineage: Eukaryota; Metazoa; Chordata; Actinopteri; Gobiiformes; Gobiidae. The record is from the annotation of a GenBank genome assembly.